GAAACAUUAUUGCGACCAAAUUGUUUCGUGAUGCAGUGAAGACGACGUCACCAUUGAUCGACCACACACACACACCAUGAUAACACAGCGAUAGCAGUACCACACCAAUCCUCUACUUCUCUUACCUGCGCGAGGCCUUCACAACUUCAACCAUGACGACCAAAACCACUCGCCUCCGACCAUUCCUCCACCGACUCACCUCCACUCCCCAACCACAACCACACAACCAAACCCGCACAUUCUUCCCCAACCCAUUCGCAGCCCUCUCCUCCUCCACCACACCACCGACCCCACAGAUCCUCACAGCGACCCGCACCCUCCCCUACGCCCCCGGACCCAUCUACGCCAUCAUCUCCGACGUCGCAUCCUACUCCUCCUUCCUGCCCUACUGCCAGUCCUCGACCGUGACAAAGUGGUCCGCCCCCGACGCCACGUACAACCGCCGCUGGCCGUCUGAGGGGAAGCUCGUAGUGGGGUAUGGCAACCUGACGGAGAGUUUCACGUCGCGCGUGUACUGUAUCCCCGGCAAGAUCGUCGAGAGCGUGGGCGGCGGGACGGAGACGUCGUUGGAUGAGCGGGACAUUGGACAUCAUCUUCAAGAGAGAGUGGAGGGGGGGAGAUCGGAUGCGAAUGGAUUGCUGACGCACCUGAGGAGUCGGUGGAGUGUUGUUGGGGAGGACGCUGCGAGGUUGUCACCACCACCGCUGGGGGGAGAGAAUGGGAAUGCGGGGAGGACGAGGGUGACGUUGGAGUUGGAGUUUGCGUUUGCGAAUCCGAUGUAUGCGGCGCUGAGCGGGGGCGUGGCGUCGACGGUCGCGGAGAUCAUGGUUAAGGCUUUCGAGGGGAGGGUGGAGGAGGUUAUGAGGAGGGAUCCGGGGCUUGCGAGGGCGAGGUUGGGGGAUAUUGUUGGGGAGAAGGGGGGGAUGAGGUGA
Molecule: messenger RNA, 932 nt
Organism: Aaosphaeria arxii CBS 175.79
Lineage: Eukaryota; Fungi; Ascomycota; Dothideomycetes; Pleosporales
Exons: 1
Coding region: 153-932 (259 amino acids)
Biological process (GO): cellular respiration; ubiquinone biosynthetic process
Cellular component (GO): mitochondrion
Molecular function (GO): ubiquinone binding
Source: RefSeq, a predicted model, not a curated record